This is a messenger RNA of Spodoptera litura, 792 nucleotides long. It is a transcript of the gene Prosbeta3, whose product is annotated as proteasome subunit beta type-3. Gene Ontology annotation, biological process: proteasome-mediated ubiquitin-dependent protein catabolic process. Gene Ontology annotation, cellular component: proteasome core complex; cytoplasm; proteasome core complex, beta-subunit complex. NCBI's taxonomy places the organism in Eukaryota, Metazoa, Arthropoda, Insecta, Lepidoptera, Noctuidae. The record is from RefSeq and is a predicted model, not a curated record.
AUGUAUUAUCUGUGCAAAAAAGUCGCCGAUGAAUUGUCACUUUUUCGGUUUCCCGUGUAAAGUUUAUUGCUGUAUUUUUAUUAGAAAAUAGCUGGAUUUAUUUACAUAAAGCAAAAUGUCUAUUUUAGCUUAUAACGGAGGUGCUGUGGUCGCCAUGAAAGGCAAGGACUGCGUGGCGAUCGCAACAGACAAACGGUUUGGUAUUCAGGCCCAAACUGUUUCCACGAACUUCCCCAAGGUGUACCAAAUGGGCCCCUCAUUGUACGUCGGCCUCCCCGGCCUGGCUACUGAUACACAGACCGUGUUCCAGAGAUUAAAAUUUAGAAUGAACCUCUAUGAGCUCAAGGAGAACAGAAUGAUGAGACCGAAGACAUUCUCAGCAAUGCUGUCCAACCUGUUGUACGAGAGGCGCUUUGGACCUUACUUCAUUGAACCCGUCAUUGCUGGACUGGACCCCUAUGACAACCAGCCCUAUGUGUGCAAUAUGGAUCUGAUUGGCUGCCCCAACGAGCCUGAAGACUUUGUAGUGUCAGGUACCUGCUCAGAACAGCUGUAUGGUAUGUGUGAAGCUCUGUGGGAACCCAACCUGUCUCCUGAUGAGCUGUUUGAAACUAUCUCACAGGCGCUAGUAAACGCAGCCGAUCGUGACGCCAUCUCUGGUUGGGGCGCGGUCGUGUACAUUAUCGAGAAAGACAAGAUUACUGAGAAACACGUCAAGACGAGGAUGGACUAGUUUAUUGUAAGAUACGUCGGUCUGGGGAGCUUUUACUAAUAAAAUUAUUUUAAAACUUA